Salvia hispanica is the source of this 1813-nucleotide messenger RNA. Lineage: Eukaryota; Viridiplantae; Streptophyta; Magnoliopsida; Lamiales; Lamiaceae. The record is from RefSeq and is a predicted model, not a curated record.
GAGGGAGAGCUCGGCCUCCAUGGAGAAGAGGAAACCGUGAGCUUCAUUCAUGGUUGUUUCUACACCUCAAUUCUUCAUCUUUUCGAUAAUUCAAUCGCGGAUUCUCCAAUAGUUCAAACUGCCCUGAUUUGCCGGGAAAUGACAUGGAGAAGGAGCAUGAAUAAUGUGAUUCAUAUGCCAAAGGCGUUUUGGAUCGGGAGAUUAGAGAAGCACACAAGUUCUUUUGUUGUACAGCUGCACAAGUCAAAGCAACAUCGAGCGAUGGACAACAACAACGAGUCCAGUCCGGCGACGAGCGGAUCUAAGACCCACGGUACCCGUGGGGUUUGGAUGGGGGCAGAUGGGCGGCCAGAUGGGCCAAAGGUACAACAUGGACCGUCGGCAACAGUUGAUGGGGUUAUUGCGGGCGCGCAGGGGGGGAUGCAGGGGUGGAUGCCGGGCAACGCCGGGGUGGGGAGGUAUGCCCCAGAUGCCGCAGCAGAUGCUACAAUAGAUGAUAGGGAUGAUGCCAGUAUGGCAGGGAGGGAUGCAGCCCGGGAUGCAGGGGUCUCCGGGGGGGACCACGGUCUAUCGUCCCACUCUUGAUUUUUUGACGGUUUCGUCUCACACGUCGACCCCAGUGGAGACGCAGUUCAUUGGGGAUGACCGUUUCUCAUUACAUGAGGUGGGGAUCGAUAUCGGGGAGGCGGACACUGCCGUUCCAGUGGGGGGAGUAGAGGGGGGUCGUCGGGCCGCGCCGAAGGGGAAGAGCAAGGGGAAGAGCAAGGUGGUCGGCGAGUCGUCGCAACCGGCUGUUGACGACACCACCACACGGAGGAAGUGGACGAAAGAGGAGUACGUCGCCCUGGCCAAGGCGUGGUUGUCGGUUUGCGAACAACCAGCGGAUCGUCAACAUGUGGGCUAAGAUUAGAGCAGCCUACAAGAGAUACUGCCCGCACGGAAAGGACUACAGCGGGGAGGAGUGCCGGAAGGGGUGGGAACGCAUCGGGGCCGCGGUCGGCCGAUUUUCGGGGUUGUACGCCAACGCCCUCCGCAUGAUGAGUAGUGGGUAGGCUGAGGAGGACUGUCGAAAGAUAUCGGAGAGUCAGUUCCCCAAGCAGGGGGUUUAUAGGGAGUUCACCUUCUGGAGGCUGCUAUCUGGUGUUGAAUGACUCCGAGAAGUUCCGGGGCGGGGUCGGCGCUGGGUGGCCGAAGAAGCAGAAGGCUGAACUAUUCCGGUGAUUACAGCGGCAGCGGCGGCGGUUCCCACGACCUCCCCCCGGAUGCUUAGGAGUUUCCGUCCCCUCCAUCGUUUGCUCGCUGCACUCGCCCGGUUGGCCAAAAGUGGGCGCAACGGGCAGCGAGGGGAUCCUCCUCCCUAUCGCCCCGGGAGGUCCAGUCGGCAGCACCCCCACCCGCAUACACCUUCUCGCGUCAAAAAACGCGGGAGCAGAUGUACAAGGUCUUCCAAGAUUGGAGGGCCGCCAUUGACCCCACAGAGAAGAGGUUUCUUCACUCGAUGCUCGAAAGCAUGCAGGUCGAUUUAGAUGCCGCGAGGGCACAGAUGGGGGGCUCAGAUGCCACUGAUGUGGAGGUCCCGGGUGGCGGCGGCGAGGACAACGGCGACGGCGAUGAGGAGUAGAGAGAGGCGGGGCUCGUGUGUGGAAGCUCGGUUUUUUUUAUUUAAAUGAAAUGAAUGAAUUUUCCUGUAUAUGUCUCGUAAAUUUAAUUCCGUAAUUUAUCGUAAAUUUAAUUCCGUAAAUGUAGUUGUUUUUGACUUAUUUUUAUUUCGGCUUGCCUGUGGCUGGCUUUAGGCUAGCCUAUUUGAUUAAAA